AUGGACGAGGACGCUCCAUCGGAAAACCGCGUCGCCCGCCAGGCCCUGCUGCGCCUGGCCGAGCUGCCCGGCUACACGUGGGACACGGAGACGGAGCCCUUCCACAGCUCCUACGACAACUGGCACUUUUUCGGCUUCCAGCACCCCGUGAAGCCGCACCAACAGCUGCCCAACCGCGCCCUUACCUCGCACAGCUUUUCCACCGGCUCUGACCCCAAGCCCGCGCUGCGGACCCACCGCUCGUCCAACAGCGAGGCGAAUGCCGCCUCUUUGACCCAGCAGGUGGCCGAUGGCACCCCCCCGCGUGGCCGGCGCGUCGUCGCCCGCGUCUCCAACCACAUCCUGCGCCUGGAGCGCGAGUUUGCCCUCGCCAAGUCGAUCGUGACCGAGUGCGACCCGGACUGCAAGCACUUCGUGCGCCCCAUCGAGCUGGUGCGCUUGCCAGCACGCCCCGGCAGCGACACGCUGAUCGUCUCCAUCUUCGAAUCGCCGGGUGACAACUACAUCCGCGACAUUGUCGAUCUGGGCCCGGCCUUCUACAGGAUCGCCAAAUGGCAGGCCCCGGCCGGCACCAAGACGGCCAUGCAAAUCCCGCUGCAGCUGUUCAUGCGCUUCGCAACGGGCGCCUCCAAGUCGCUGGAGAUCCUGCACAACAACAAGAAGCUGGUGCACGGCGAGAUCCGCGGCGACGCCUUCCACUUCAACCAGGAGACGGGCGAGGUGCGCAUGCUCAACUUUGGCUCGGGCACGCGGAGCUUCGAGAAUGGCUUGACGUCAGCUGGCUGGAGCACCCUUAGCCGCGAGAUUGGCGUCGAGCACAAGCUGCAGUUCAUCGCCCCCGAGCAGACGGGCCGCCUGCCUGCCGAGCCCGACACGCGGACUGACAUCUACAGCCUGGGCAUUCUGUUUUGGACGAUGCUGACGGGGGAACCUGCAUUCGAGGGAGACAAGCCGCUGGAGAUCAUGCAGAGCGUGCUGUCACGCCGCAUACCGCCCGUGUCGUCCAAGCGGCUGGACAUCCCCGAGGCGCUGUCGCAGGUCGUGGCUAAGAUGACGGCUAAGAACAUCGAAGAGCGCUACAACUCGGCGUCCGGGCUCAAGUACGACCUAUUCGAGCUAAACAAGAUCCUGUGCGACGGCGACGUCGAGCUACUAAAGACGUUCAAAGUAGCGACCAAGGACGUGUCGAGCUUCUUCAGCCUGCCGUCACGACUCAUCGGGCGCGACAAGGAGCGGCAGACGAUCCUGGAGGUGGUGGACCGCGUGUCCAAGAGCCAGCACCCUUCACUCAAGAAAAGCCUGUACAGCUUCGGGUCUACGUCAGGGUCGUCACUGAGCUCGCGGCUAGACAACUUGGCGCUCGAUGACAUCGCCGACGUGCGGUCCGAGAGCACCAGUUCCAGAGGCUCGGAGCACCUCAACGAGUCGCGCACCCCGCGCAACAACUCAGAGGCGUCGGUCUCGCUGCCGGAGCCAUCCGAUCAUCGGCCGUCGACCGAAAGCCGCUCUUCUAAUUGGAGCGCCGAUCAUGCCGUGCGCCGCAUGUCGUCGGCUCAGGCUGGUGACGACCCUGCCGGCCAGCUCAGGAACCACCACCGCUUCCGCAAGAAAACGCACUGCGAGCUGAUUGUCGUGGCCGGCGCGGGAGGCUACGGCAAGUCUAGCCUGAUCCAGUCGGUGCAGCCCGUAGUUCGCGGUCGCGGCUUCUACUUUGCAACCACCAAGUUUGACCAAGCCAAGCGUGCUCCCUUCGAUCCCAUCCUGAGGCUCAUGUCCUCGCUCUUCCGCCAGAUCUUCUCCGAGUCCAACAUCUCGACCGACUUCCACAACAACGUGCGCGCCCACGUCCAGCCCGUGUGGCCCAUCCUGCACUCGUACCUCGACCUGCCCGAGUGGCUGCUGGGAAACAUCACCAAGGCCUCGGCCCCCGACGUCGCCCACCAGCAUGCCUUCUCCAGCGCCAUCACCGGCCGCAACGCCUCGCGCGUCAUGAGCACCUUCAUCGACGUAUUGCGUAUGCUAGCCCGCCAGCAGUCCAUUUGCUUUUGCAUCGACGAUCUGCAGUUUGCCGACGACGAGAGCCUCGAGCUGAUCCAAGCCAUCGUCCACAACAAGCUUCCCCUCGUCAUGAUCCUCACCUACCGCGAGGAAGAGAGAUUGACCCCAGGCAUCAAGUCGCUGCUCGACUCGGCCACAAAUAUGACCAGGAUUACCUUGAACCCAUUUACCGAGGUGGACACGGCCCAUUUCGUUGCCGAGACGCUUCACCGCGAUCCCGAGUACUGUCUGCCACUGGUCGCCACCAUCCAAGAAAAGACGGGCGGGAGCCCCUUCUUCGUCCGCGAGAUGCUCGACACGUGCUACCGUAAGAAAUGCAUAUAUUACUCCUGGCAGGACUCGGCCUGGCACUUUGAUCUCGACAAGGUGUUUGCUGAAUUCAGGUCGACCGCCUACGGCUCGCGCAUCAACAACGACUUCAUCGUGAAGCGCCUGCAGGAGCUGCCCAAGGUCACCCGCUACCUCCUCGCCUGGGCCUCUUUGAUCGGGAGCACCUUCUCGUUCGCUAUCGUCAAGCGGUUGAUGCAGGGCGAGCAUGCCGCCAACGCCACGGGUCUCCCCAUCACCGACGUCGACCCCGUCGAAGGCAUCGACGGGGCCAUCGCUUCGUACAUUGUCAUGUCCGGUGACGACGAGGAUCGCUUCCGCUUCGCCCACGACAGGUACAUGCAGGCCUCGCAAUCGCUCAUAGAAAGCGAAAACUUCAACCAGAAUGAGAUGCACUUUGCCAUUUCCAAGACGAUGAUUGAGCACGCAUACCAGGACAACACGACCACGAGUUCCAAGUCCCUGUUCACCCGAGCCCGCCACGUUGCGUGCGCCUCGGAUCUCAUUAAGGGCAGGGUGAGGAACCGUGCGCUGUACAGGAACGCUCUGCAACAGGCGGCCGAGAAUGCCUGCGACGCCGGAGCGCGCUCCACGGGGCUCUUUUACUACACGCGCUGCUUCAAUCUCCUCCAGGACGACCCGUGGGACGAGUCUAACGAGGACGUCGACUACCGCGAGACGCUGAACAUUUACACGCGGUCAGCCGAAUGCUACUGGUACCAGGGCUUCUUCGAGCCCGCGCUCGGCCUUUGCCAGACCAUCUUCGCCCACGCCAAGACGGCCGUCGACAAGGCGCCCUGCUGGGUCCUGCAAUCGCGCAUAUUCGCCAUGCGAGGCGACUCGUUCGCCGCCUUCGAGGCCCUCAGGCAGUGCUUGGCGGAUCUGGGUCUCCGGGUCGAGGAAAAGUCGUGGGAGGAGUGCGACAAGCAAUUUCAGGUCAUGUGCGCUGGUCUGCAGCAGUGCGACAGGAUACAGCUCCUCUCGAGACCGCUGACGACGGAUCCAAAGCUCCUCGCCAUGGGCGCCGUCCUCGUGGAAAUGGCGAGCGCCGCCUUCUGGAGCGACUCCAGACUUUUCUACCAGAUGAGCAUGAUCAUGGUAGAUCUGCACCAGACCCGAGGCAACUUCCCUCAAGCAGCGCUCGGCUACGUGCACCUCGCCAGCAUAGCGGCCGGUCGGUUCGGCAUGACCAAGUUCGGCAUCGAGGUGGGCGAGAUCGCCAAGAAGCUCUUCAUCAUAUUCCACGACGACAUGUACACGAUAGGCCGCGGAGAGACACUGCACGCCCUGUUCAUGGGCCACCUCCAGACUCACGUGAGAGACCAGCUCCCCAUCCUCGACCGGGCCAUGAGCGCGACUAUAAUCUCGGCCGACCGCAUCCUCUCCCUCUUGAACAUGGGCAUCAACGCCUGCUUCAAGAUCUGGUCCAACUUCCCCAUCACCGAGGUCGAGGCGUGGAUCAACGAAGCGCCCGCCGAGUUCACAAACUGGCAGGAGGACCUUCGCGGGGGCGUCUUCCUCAUCUCGGCGCGCCAGUACCUCCGGGCUCUUCAAGGCAAGACUCUGGUCAAGGACCCCGAACAGGUGCACUGCGACGACGAGCACAAGACGUCCGACUACAUCGCGUUCGUGGAGAAGCGAGCGUCGAAUCCCAAGCGGCCAAAGACCAUCUACUACAGCUACAUGCUCACAAGCUUGUACCGGUUCGGCCACAUCAAGGAGGCGAUGGCGCUGGGCGAGACUCUGCUGCCCAUGAUGGAGGGCUGCUGGUGCAUGCGCAUUUACUACUCGAAUCUCUUCCAUCUCUCACUUUCCUACAUUGCCGCAUGCCGGGAGAAUCCGGAACGAGAAGACAGAGAGUCACUUUUGCAGCGAAUCGUAUCCUUCACCGAGAAAAUCCGCAUCGCAGCCAAUUACAACGACAUCAACUUCCGCUUGUACAUUUCCAUCCUCGAUGCCGAGUACCACGACCUGGUGUGCGAUUACGAACAGGCGUCCAAAUUCUACGAGAAUUCGCUGGACUAUGCUGAUCUGGACGGGUACAUGCUCGACCAAGGCCUCGCGUACGAGCUCUACGCAACUUUUUUGCUGCGGCGCGGGGCUCGCAGGCCGGCGAGACGCCUUCUGAUCGACAGCCUCCGCUGCUAUGCCAACAUCGGGGCUGCCGGGGUCCUCGACAACGUGCAUCAGAAGUUCGAAUGGCUGCUAAACAGCGAAAUUGGCAUCGAGACGGUCGACGUCGCCUGCCAGACGGACAUUGUGGAUACGGGCAACACGGCGUACAAGCUGGAGAAGCACGCUGGCCAGAUCGCACCCGAGACGCCGGCCGACAGGACCGAGGCUUGGCUCGCCCCGACGCCCAAUCCGGCGGCCAUCAAGAGGGCUGAUACGCACGGCGACCUGCCCGGCGGCUUCUCCGCCGUCGGUUUGGACGUCAUCGAUCUGACGGGCAUCCUCGAGUCCAGCCAGGUGCUCGCGUCUGAGCUGCAAGUCGACAACCUCUUGGCCAAGAUGACCGAGAUCAUCCUGGAGUCGACCGGUGCCGAGCUCGCCGCCAUCGUCACCGAAGACGAGAAGCUCGGCUGGAGCAUUGCCGCCACCGGUGGACCCGACGGAGUGACCAAGUACCCAGGCGGCCAGACACUCGAGUCGGUUGAGGACCAGGUGGCAAGGCAAGUAACGCUGUACGUGCUCCGAUUCAGGGAGACCGUCUUCGUGCAGAAUCUGCUCGAGGACGAGCGCUUCUCGAACGUUACGGACGCCUACCGGCGACGCAAUCCCGACGGGCGGGCCGUCAUUGCGAUUCCCAUCCUGCACGGAGACAACCAUCUGCUCGGGUCCAUCUACUGCGAAGGCGCCCCCAACCAGUUCUCGGAGCGCAACCUGACGGUGCUACGGCUGCUGGUCAACUCGGUUUCGGUGUCGCUCGCCAACGCGCUGCUGUUCAAAAAGGUCCGCGAAGUCAGCGCCAGCAACGUGGCAAUGCUCGAGAUGCAGAAGCAGUCGCUCGCUCAAGCACGGGCGGCGGAACUCAAAGCCAAAGAAGCCGAAGCCGUGGCCAUCCAGAACAUGAAGAUGAAGGAAGAAGCCGCCAAGGCCAAGUCCCUCUUCCUCGCCAACGUCUCGCACGAGCUGCGCACGCCGCUCAAUGGCGUCAUCGGCAUGAGCGAGCUGCUCAAGGGCAGCAAGCUGAACUCGGAGCAGGAAGGCUACGCCAACAGCAUCCGCGUCUGCGCCGACACGCUACUCUCGGUCAUCAACGACUUGCUCGACUUCAGCAAGCUCGACGCCGGCAAGAUGAAGCUCAUCACAGUGCCCGUGUCCCUCACCGAAACCAUCAGCGAGGUGGUGCGGGCCCUGUCGUUCACCAACCUGGAGCGUGGUCUGGAGACGGUCGUCCGCCUCGACAUCAACCCCGAACUGUUCGUGCUGGGAGACCCGGUCAGGCUCCACCAGAUCUUCAUGAACCUGCUCUCCAACAGCUACAAGUUCACCUCCAAGGGCACCGUCACAGUCGAGGCCAGAACCAUCGCCGAGGACGAGCGGUCCCUCGACGUCAACUUCAGCGUUUCCGACACAGGCAUCGGUAUAUCCGAGGAGCAGCAGAAGAAGCUCUUCCUGCCCUUCUCGCAGGUCGAGGACGCGAGCAACAGGAGCUACCAGGGCACCGGCCUCGGCCUUAGCAUCGUCAAGGCCAUCAUCGAGACGACCAUGGGCGGCAAGAUCUGGCUCAACAGCACUCCCGGCAACGGCACGACCGUUUCCUUCUCGCUCAAGUUCGACAAGGUAUCCAAGAAAGACGCGGUCGACUCGGCGUCGCCGCCUCCGCCGGCAAAGGACGAGGACGAGCCGGUCGAGAAGGAGGACAAGUCGCCAGGGCAGGUGGCGGUGCCUCCAUCGCACAAGGGCCUGCCCAAGCUUCCCCGAGAACAGAUCAGGGUGGCCAUCGCCGAAGACAACGCCAUCAACCAGCGCAUCGCCAUCUCGUUCGUCAAGAAGCUCGGCUUCCGGUGCGAGGCGUUUGGGGACGGCAAGAAGACGAUCGAGGCGCUCGAAAGGGCCAUGGCCGAGAACGACCCUUACCACCUCGUGCUCAUGGACGUGCAGAUGCCGGUGCUGGACGGCUACGACGCGACCAAGGAGAUCCGCCGGCACCCAAACGCGACGGUGCGCGAGGUCCUCAUCAUCGCCAUGACGGCCAGCGCCAUCAGCGGCGACAAGGAAAAGUGCCUCGAGGUCGGCAUGAACAACUACCUCGCCAAGCCCGUCCGCGCCGCCACGCUCAAGUCCCUCCUCGAGUCGUACCUGUCGCAGUCGCCCAAGCAGAUGCCUAACCUCCAGCAAGAAGCUACCGAGCUCGCUCAGAGCGUGUUGCAGGAGGCCUCUGAGGCACAGUCGAACCACUCGGAUGAGCGCGACGAGAUGACGACUAGCCCUGCCCUCACUGGCGACGCCAACCGCUCACCCGCGGUGCAGAAUAACUCGGAGGAGCUCCGGUCGGCGGAGAAUCACGCCAACGCGCACGCACAACAGAAUUCCUCGUCGGGCAAGUCGUCGCCGUCGCCGUCCAUAGCGUCAUCGGCUUCCACGGCUAUCAGGCAGGGCGGUGCUGCCAGCGGCCAGUCUUCGGUCAGACCGGGCGUGUCUCGUGAUGCGUCGACCGAGACGCGCUUGUCGGAGCAGAACCAUGCGGAUGGGAAGUGA
Molecule: messenger RNA, 7089 nt
Organism: Lasiodiplodia theobromae
Lineage: Eukaryota; Fungi; Ascomycota; Dothideomycetes; Botryosphaeriales; Botryosphaeriaceae
Product: Sensor histidine kinase response
Exons: 5
Coding region: 1-7089 (2362 amino acids)
Biological process (GO): protein autophosphorylation; phosphorelay signal transduction system
Molecular function (GO): phosphorelay sensor kinase activity; histidine phosphotransfer kinase activity; protein binding
Source: RefSeq, a predicted model, not a curated record